AUGGGGACCCCGGCUAAUGAAAUGGAAGCGGGGGUGGGGGACCUGUCAGAGCCCUGCGGUCAUCACCUUGCCCUGGGCGGGCAGGGCCACCUCGGGAAGAGGGUUGGGGUGCAAGCAGCCCCCCCCGCAGACACGGAGAUCGACUGGAAGGCCUACAUGGAGGAGGUGGAGGGCUUUGCCAACGGGACCCUCGACUACACCCAGCUGAAGGGUGACACCGGGCCGCUGGUCUACCCCGCCGGCUUCGUCUACAUCUUCCUGGGCCUGUACUACGCCACAGGCCGCGGCACCGACAUCCGCCUGGCGCAGUACCUCUUUGCCGGCCUCUACCUCCUCAACCUCCUCCUCGUCUUCCGCAUCUACUGCCGAACCAACAAGGUCCCCCCAUAUGUUUUCUUCUUCAUGUGCUGUGCCUCCUACCGUAUCCACUCCAUCUUUGUCCUACGGCUCUUUAACGACCCCGUUGCCAUGGCCAUCCUCUUCCUCGCCAUCAACCUCUUCCUGGAGGAGCACUGGUCCUGGGGCUGCUUCCUCUUCAGCCUGGCUGUGUCUGUGAAGAUGAACAUCCUGCUUUUUGCGCCUGGGCUUCUCUUCCUUCUCCUCCAACGGUUCGGUCUCCUGGGCUGUAUCCCCAAGCUCUGCAUCUGUGCCCUGCUCCAGGUGGUUCUGGGGCUGCCCUUCCUGCUGGUGAACCCCGUGGGGUACCUGACACGCUCCUUUGACCUGGGCCGCCAGUUCCAGUUCAAAUGGACGGUGAACUGGCGCUUCCUCCCGGAAGAGGUUUUCCAGAAUCGGGCUUUCCACACCACACUGCUCCUGGCUCACCUGGCUGGCCUGGGGCUCUUUGCACUGCACCGAUGGCACAGGUCCAAAGAGAGCAUCCUGGCUCUGCUGAAGGAUCCUGCUGAAAGGAAACACGCAUCCCCUCCCUUGACUGUCAACAAGAUUGUCUUCAUCCUCUUCUCCUCCAACUUCCUGGGUGUCUGCUGCAGCCGCUCCCUGCACUACCAGUUCUAUGUCUGGUAUUUCCACACGCUGCCCUACUUACUCUGGUGCACCCCGACCACCAAGCUCGCCCACAUGCCCAAGGUGCUGCUGCUGGGCGUGAUCGAGCUCUGCUGGAACACCUACCCCUCCACGGUCUGCAGCUCCCUCUCCCUCCACAUCUGCCACGGACUCGUCCUGCUCCAGCUCUGGUACGGCACAGCCCCCCCGCCAGCACCACACACCCCCCAGCCGAGCAGGAGACCCUCAGCCAUCUCCAAGAAGGCCCAGUGAGAGCAUGGCCAGCCGGAGGAUGGGAACUGGCCUCUGGGACUGCCCCUUCUGCCCGCUCUUUCCCCACCUGGCCAUCCCAGGAGGGCUGUGAGCCCUGGAACUGUGCAAAGGUGGAAGCGUGGGGACCCCCGACAGGCAGGACUUCCCCAAUAAAAGAGGGCUUUGUGUGCCCUUG
This is a messenger RNA of Athene cunicularia (burrowing owl), 1453 nucleotides long. RefSeq names its product ALG3, alpha-1,3- mannosyltransferase (gene ALG3). Bases 1 to 1278 code for a protein of 425 amino acids. Gene Ontology annotation, cellular component: endoplasmic reticulum. Lineage: Eukaryota; Metazoa; Chordata; Aves; Strigiformes; Strigidae. The record is from RefSeq and is a predicted model, not a curated record. The transcript is spliced from 9 exons. Gene Ontology annotation, molecular function: dol-P-Man:Man(5)GlcNAc(2)-PP-Dol alpha-1,3-mannosyltransferase activity.